ACAGAAACAUUGAGAUCUCGCAAUGACGGCUAAAGCAAGAAACCCGAGAAAGACCCGAAACCCAGAUUUGGUUCGUGGGGUGGGUAGGUUUUUGAGGCCCAAGACGUACCACAAGUGUGAUCUUUGGGCUAUCAAGGUAAAAAAUGGCGGUGUUUUUCAAAGCCCUGACUCGAAGCCGGUGGUUGAGACCGCAUCUGAGAAAGCCCCAAAGUUCUACCCCGGCGAUGACAUCAAGAAGCCACUCGUCAACAAUCACAAGCCAAAACCCACCAAACUCAGGAUGAGUAUUACACCGGGGACGUUGUUGAUUAUAUUGGCUGGGAGGUUUAAGGGCAAGAGAGUUGUUUUUCUUAAGUAGCUUCCAUCUGGGUUGUUUCUUG
Molecule: messenger RNA, 380 nt
Organism: Malus domestica (apple)
Lineage: Eukaryota; Viridiplantae; Streptophyta; Magnoliopsida; Rosales; Rosaceae
Source: RefSeq, a predicted model, not a curated record